GACUGAACAAGACUUCUAAAAUGUGUGAAGCUAUUUACAGUCCUGAAGUGGUCCGGUAAACUAUUCCAUAAAGAAGCAGCAGCAAAGCUUAAAGAUUUCUUUCCAUAUGAGACAGCUGUCAUAAGAUCAAUUAAGAAAAUGGGAAAGACAACAGAUGGGGAAACAUCAAGAAAGAAUGAAACCAAGGAAACAGAUACUGAUACCAGGAAAAGUCAAAGGUUGAGACUGAAACCAGUCCUACAGGGACACACAAAAACAAUCAAGGAGAAGAAAAACUUGAAGAACCGUAAUAAGAAUUUAAAAUCUUUACAAGUAUAUCUGAAAGACAAGAAGAAAGAAAAGAAAACAGUUUCUAACAUAGACAUGAUAGAAAAGAAAGCCAAUUGUGAUACUACUACAAAAUCAAAUAAAGGUGAUGUAAAGAUAAAAUAUGACACGACAUGUAAAAUUUGCCAUCUGAAUCUGAAAACCGAACACAAAUUUCAUUAUCACAUGAAAACUCAACAUAGAGAGACAUCUCAGAAUCGUAAAAAGGAGUUAAAAUCUAUACAAGGGUCUCUGAAAUACAAGAAGAUAGAAAAGAAACCAGUAAAGAAAGCUAAUAAUUAUACUACAAGAGCAAUUAUGAAGGACGUCAAGAUAAAAUCAGAGGUAGAAAUUAAAACACAAAAUGAUAAUCUGGAUGAAAGGUCUCUUGAUUCAACAAAAUCUGUAAAAUGUAAACUCUGUCAGAAAGGUUACAAAAAUCAAUCUGGCUUGACUCAGCAUAUGAGAUUUACUCAUAAAACAUAUUGCAUUCAUUGUGAAGAAAAUUUAUCCUCAGUUGAUGAGUUGAAAGAACAUCUCAACAAGACUCAUAAUAUUUUUGCAUUUGAAGAUGGUUCACUCAAAUAUGGCUGUAAAAUUUGUGGAAAAACUUUUGCAAAUGGCCAUAAGUUGAAAGCUCAUCAGUAUGUUCACGACAUUCAUCCACCAUUGAAGUGCAAAAUCUGUCAUCAGACUCUGAAAACGGAAAAUACAUUAAGUUAUCACAUGAAAACUAAACAUGACGAGACAUAUCAGAAAAAUGUUUCAUGCGAAUAUUGUGGAAAGCUAUUCUGGUGUAAGUCUGAAUUGGAUAAACAUUUACGUGUCCAUACAAAUGAACGACCAUAUUUAUGCCAUAUUUGUAGCAGUUCUUUCAAGACAACAGGGAAUUUAAGAAAUCAUCAACGAGCUAUUCAUGAAAAUCACUUUUGGAUUUGUGACGUAUGUGGACAGAAAUUUAAAUCAAAACCUCGUUUCCAGGAACAUUUGUAUAAAGAAAAACAUGGCAAAGACGGAAAACCCAUCCAAUAUAAAGAAUUCCCUUGUAAUGAAUGCAGUAAAAUUUUCCCACGUAAAAUUGACUUUCAAAUUCAUUUCCGUAUUCAUUCUGGAGCUAAACCUUACAAAUGUCUUGAAUGUGGUCGAGCUUUCCGCUGUCAUAACCAUCUUACACAACACAAAGUUACCCAUACUGGUGAAAAACCUUUUAAAUGUAAAUUUUGUGGUAAGGGUUUCAGUCAGUACGCUAAUGUCAACUGUCACAUGAAAAAGCAGUGCAAGUUCAAAGGUCAAGAAAAUAAAAAUCAUUCACCCAAGCAAGAUUCCACUCAAGUCUUUGAUCAUAGUUUAAUGUUGAAUGAGAGUUCAAUUCGUUUAGUAGCACCACCAGGCGUUAACAAAAUUAAGAAGGAAAAAAAACGAAAACCAAAAGAACCAAUCAAACCUGAAAACACCAGUUGGAAAGUUAAGCAUGUAUCAGCAGACAAUGAAGGACCAGAAAAAAUAUACAUUAAUCAUAAAGGCACGCAAUCAGACUUUUCUAUUAAGACCGAAAACAAAGAAGAAGUUAAACCUGAUAAAGUUGUAGAUUUUCUAGUCGAUAACAUUGUUGAAGAUAUGCUGAAUGAUGUACGUAAUAAUGCUGAAAAGAAAGAUGAUGGCAGCCAUGAAGGUGGAGAAGAAGUCAUUAAUGUUGUAAGCGCUGUUAAAAAUGUCAGUAGCCAAGAUGGUAGUGGAGGACUCGUCAAUGUUGUUGAUACUUGUAAAGAUGUCAUGGAGAGUGAUCAUACUACAAACAAACAUGCCAGUCAGGACGAUAGCUGUGGAAUUGUAAAUAUACUCAAAGAUGCCAGCCAGAAUGGUGGAUGUGCAGUGGUUGACAUUAACGAAGAUGGUAGUGUGAAUGGCGGAUGUGGAGUGGUUGACAUUAACAAAGAUGCCAGCCAGAAUGGUGGAUGUGCAGUGGUUGACAUUAACAAAGAUGGUAACGUGAAUGGUGGAUGUGGAAUUGUUAACAAUGUUGAUAAAGAGAUACAACAGUUGCCAGCUGAUAUAGAUGGUGAAAUUUUACAACCAGUAGUGUUUACAGCAGAACCUCACGUUUCUGAGGUCUCUAAUUCUGAAGACAAACCAAAUCUAACACUUACCGACAACCGUCAAAUUAUGAUUCUGAGAAGUGAUGAUAUGCAAGAAAGCAAGGUAGUCCUAGCUGAAAUCACAGAAAAUGGAAUGAUGCGCUACAUACCAGUACCGAUAACAGACCAAGAUGGAGCAACAAUGUUUAUAUUAGAUUCUGCAAAUACUGAGCAUCAUUCAAAGACAUAUCAUAGUCAAUAUGAAACAUUGAUAGGCAAUGCAGAAAGGGAGACAAUUCAUAUUCAUUCUCAACAAGGGUUAGGAACUGCAAGUAUACCACAUGGUGUUGAAACAAGACCCCAGGGUCAACAAACUGCAGGUGUACAGCAAGUUCUUGAAUCUGCAGGUGAACAAUCUGCAAGUAUACAACAUUGCUUUGAAAAUACAACCAAUGUAGAAAAGAUAGAUCAAGAAGGUUUUGAACAACAGGAAGUAACAUACUCUACAAUAUACAGUCUGUCAGAAAUGAAAUCUGUAGAUAAUGAUAUUUAAUGCCACAAAUUGUUGUAAAUAAUUUAAUGGUUAAAAUGCUGUAAUUGCAGUCAAUAAUCAUGAUCAUGUCAAUGAUUUAUCAUGAUAACAAUUUUUUCUCAUGUAGUAUAUGAUUACACCUUACAUGCCUUAAUGGAGGUAUAGUUACCUUCAUUAUACUGUAUAUUUUUUGAUUUUUUUCCCAUGUCCCAUACCCCACUUACUCCCUUGUAUGGCCAAACAUUAAAAAAAAAUUUUUUU
Molecule: messenger RNA, 3174 nt
Organism: Mytilus californianus (California mussel)
Lineage: Eukaryota; Metazoa; Mollusca; Bivalvia; Mytilida; Mytilidae
Exons: 3
Coding region: 139-2934 (931 amino acids)
Biological process (GO): regulation of transcription by RNA polymerase II
Molecular function (GO): DNA-binding transcription factor activity; RNA polymerase II cis-regulatory region sequence-specific DNA binding
Source: RefSeq, a predicted model, not a curated record